Messenger RNA from Cantharellus anzutake, 1736 nucleotides. RefSeq lists its product as uncharacterized. NCBI's taxonomy places the organism in Eukaryota, Fungi, Basidiomycota, Agaricomycetes, Cantharellales, Hydnaceae. The transcript has 4 exons. The record is from RefSeq and is a predicted model, not a curated record. Bases 284 to 1534 code for a protein of 416 amino acids.
UGUCGAAGAAUGUUCCAUAUGAAACCCCUGGAGUGUGGCGCCUUAAGAAAACUAAAGCCAAGAACCCCCCUCAUCUGCCUCCUAACGUAGGCGUGCUACCUGCUCCAUAUAUGUUCCACAGAUGAAAUAGGAGUAACCAAAUUCAACUCUGGCACUACAUUUGGCUACGUGUGGCAUUGCUCUGGCAAUCGAGAAUAUUGCGCAACCCCCUUUUCUCCUUAUGCACCCUGCCAUCUUGAUUCUCCACCAUGACUGGGACCAUUCAUACUGCUAACGAUCAGGCAUGGCCAGCCCUCGUUUUGAGAAGUUGAAACGUCGAUGGCGAUCCAUCAGAAACUUCUUCAGCUGUAAGCGCAAAGAGUCUCCAGUUCCCCCCGCUCCAACGGGUGAGCCAGAAUGCGGCCCAGAAGACCAAGCUUCCUCGGUUUCAACAACGAUUCAAGCAAAGAGUCACAAAGGAAGUCGAAGCUCUCCCCUUUCAACAAUGAAGCGCCUGAAUAGGAGCGAAGAGGACCUGCUUUAUCCCGUUGUAGUAGGGACCAAUGUACCUGGACAGGGCAGUGAGGUCUCUCCAACUCCUUUUUCGACAACACCGAAUGUGGAGGAGCCUGGAGCGGACAGCAAUGACGAGUGCUUUACAUGUCGAGUUUGCAAGAAGAAAUGUAUGAGGCACAGUGAAUCUCGCGGAUCUCCACGAGACCGAUCCUCGAUUCUCCGCCUCCAAUGCCUGGAAAGCCAUGGACAAAGUCGACCCGCGUGGCCAGCGGAAACGGAUUCCAUGGUCGUGGACGCAGUUGCUGCGUGGAACAGCAAUCCAAGGAACAAAUUGGGCCAACAAAUCCCUAAUCUCGAGCAACUUCAAUUUGCGUUACCUUCCUUAACGAAGGAACCAACACCGAUCGAAGGCCAGCUUAGUCACCCUGCAACGAUGAAUGAACCAGAGGGUACAGAAAGCCAAUUUUUUCUUUCUUCAAGAACGAACGGAUCAAAACAGGUCGAAGAGGGCGAACCCGUUUCAACAGUAACCAAUCAAUCGAAGGGCAGAAAGAGUCAAACUUCACCCAUUUCAACAGCGCCCAAAACUAAACAGACCGAAGAAGGUCAACUUCCUCUCAUGUCAACAACAAGCAGUCUAAGGGGCGAAAAGAGUCAUUUUUCUUCUGUUUCGGAAAUGGGCCAAAAGGGGUGCCAAGAAAGUCAAUUGUACCCCUUUCCAACGACAGGCGAACUAAAUCGGAUCAAAGUUGACCAACGUGCUCCCAUUUCUGCAACGACGAAUGAGCCGAUGGACAAAGAGUAUCAUGUUUUCCCCACCUCAGCAACGAACGAACUGAAAUGGGUCGAAGAGGAUCAACAUGCCCCAGUCUCAACGGGAAUGAAUGAACUAGAGCAAGCCAGAGAGAGUUUGAAUUAUCUUAUCCCUGGAACAAGUUCUUCAAGGGGGACAGUGGGGAAGAGCGAAAAUACGUGCUUUACAUGUCAAGUUCGCAGGAAGGUACGCUUCUUAGGAGCCUUAUGUAUACUGGGGUUAUAGGAAAAGGAUCCUCGGGAGCGAAUGGUCACAGAGGCUAUUGCUGCGUGGAACAGCGAUCCAAGAAACAAAUUGGGCAACCAGAUCCUUAUUCUUGAGCAAUUUCAAUAUUCAGUACCCCCUCUACCGGCGUUUUCUGCCAUUGUGGAAGAGUAUCUUUCAGCUUCCCCGCAUGCAGCAUGCUUGCUGGAGGACUACACUCCCC